AUGCCCGCCACAUCGCGCGCCCAGAGCGUUGGGCCGCGACCUGCCGCUGCGCAGCCGCCCGCUCCUGCGCCGUCGGCCGUUGCGCCGUCCGCCAAGCCCGCCUCGGAUGCCAAGCCUGCCGAGGAGGCGGCGGUCGCCAGGGCGGUGCCGGCGGCGGGCGGCGCUGAGGCGCGGCCUCUGAGGUUCCGGAGCUGCAUCUGCGCCUGCACCGGGUGGCAGGCGGCCCUGUUCGCGGCCGACGUGUACUACCACACCAAUACAGGCAGGGUGCCCUGGGGAUUGGCCCUCGGGCUGCACGCUGCGCUGGCUGCCCUCGCUUCUGUGAUGACGGGGGCCGAGGGCGACUACGGCAUUGUUCCUUUCAUCGGAGGGCGCAUCGAUUCCAGCAUAUCGGCCGCAAGGGCGGCUCUGGGCAAGCCACUCGGAGGCUUGUUUGGAUCCCACGUCUUCAUCUUGUUUAUCUCAUUAUACCUCAGCGCGUUCAGCGUGCCCCUCAUCUUGGCAAGCGGGGCACCGUGGUCGCCAUACAUGUGGUGUUCCGUCUUAUCCCACUGCCUGUGCAUGAUCGUGCACGCAGCGAACUUUGUCUACAGUGCCGCUGCCUUUGUGUACAGCAAGGUGCUCAAGAAGUUGAAGACGCACUGA
Prorocentrum cordatum is the source of this 645-nucleotide messenger RNA. The record is from the annotation of a GenBank genome assembly. NCBI's taxonomy places the organism in Eukaryota, Dinophyceae, Prorocentrales, Prorocentraceae.